AUGAUUCUUCUGUGGUCCUGCCUCCUGGUGGCUGCUGUAGGUGUCCCAGGCACCGCGACACCUCAUCCGAAGGCUUCCUCUCUGCAUCGUCUCACCAGGCAGCUCUUACAGCAGUAUCACAAGGAUGUCAGGCCAGUUUACAACUGGGCUGAGGCCACCACUGUCUACCUGGACUUUUGUGUUCAUGCUGUAUUGGAUGUGGAUGUACAGAAUCAAAAAUUAAAGACAAGUGUGUGGUACCGAGAGGUUUGGAAUGAUGAGUUUUUGUCCUGGAACUCUAGCCUGUUUGAUGAGAUUCAAGAAAUCUCUCUCCCUCUCAGUGCCAUCUGGGCCCCUGAUAUCAUCAUCAAUGAGUUUGUGGACCUUGAAAGAUCUCCUGACCUUCCCUAUGUAUAUGUGAACUCCUCUGGAACCAUUAGUAACCACAAGCCCAUCCAGGUGGUCUCUGCAUGCAGUUUGCAGACGUAUGCUUUUCCCUUUGAUAUCCAGAAUUGCAGUCUCACCUUCAAUAGCAUGCUGCAUACAGUGGAAGACAUAGACCUGGGCUUCCUGAGAAAUAGAGAAGACAUCGAGAAUGACAAACGGGUGUUUCUGAAUGACAGUGAGUGGCAACUUCUGUCAGUGUCCUCCACAUACCACAUCCUGCGGAGCAGCGUUGGAAACUUCGCUCAGAUUCGGUUUAACGUGGUGAUUCGCAGAUGCCCAUUGGCCUAUGUUGUGAGCCUCUUGAUUCCCAGCAUCUUCCUGAUGCUUGUGGACCUGGGGAGCUUCUACCUGCCCCCCAACUGCCGUGCAAGAAUUGUGUUCAAGACCAAUGUGCUGGUGGGCUACACAGUCUUCAGGGUCAACAUGUCUGAUGAGGUGCCAAGGAGCGCAGGGUGCACGUCUCUCAUUGGGGUCUUCUUUACAGUCUGCAUGGCCCUUUUGGUUCUCAGCUUAUCCAAGUCCAUCUUGUUGAUCAAAUUCCUCCACGAGGAGCGACACAGUGGGCACGAACGGCCUCUUCUUUGCCUUCGAGGAGACGCUGAUGCUGAUGAGCCUGGAUUGUACCCCAGGGCUCCGAGUGCUGAGACAACAGAGCCCCCAGUCCGUCAGGAGCACCAGGUUCAGCCAGAUACCCUGAAGGAAGUUUGGCUCCAGCUCCAAUCCAUCAACAACUCCCUCCGAACUCGGGAUCAGGUUUACCAGAAGGAGGUGGAGUGGCUGGCCAUCCUGUACCACUUCGAUCAGCUGCUCUUCCGAAUCUACCUUGCUGUGCUGGGGCUCUAUACUGUCACCUUGUGCACUCUCUGGGCAUUGUGGAGCAUAUGACAAUGGAGACUGCUGGUCUCACUAUGGGGUCACAACACUUAGGGCAAGCUGAACAGUGUUUGGAGAGGGAUUGAAAGGGAAAGAGUGAGUUGGUUUAAAAAAUGUCUCCCAGACUCCAUUGUCUCUUUUCAGUGACUACACAGAGGAGCAUCUUAUUGGUUAUUGACAG
Peromyscus californicus insignis is the source of this 1480-nucleotide messenger RNA. RefSeq names its product 5-hydroxytryptamine receptor 3B (gene Htr3b). Bases 1 to 1311 code for a protein of 436 amino acids. Gene Ontology annotation, cellular component: synapse; postsynaptic membrane; neuron projection. The record is from RefSeq and is a predicted model, not a curated record. Gene Ontology annotation, molecular function: extracellular ligand-gated monoatomic ion channel activity; neurotransmitter receptor activity; transmembrane signaling receptor activity. Gene Ontology annotation, biological process: regulation of membrane potential; nervous system process; chemical synaptic transmission. The transcript is spliced from 9 exons. Lineage: Eukaryota; Metazoa; Chordata; Mammalia; Rodentia; Cricetidae.